This is a messenger RNA of Neopelma chrysocephalum (saffron-crested tyrant-manakin), 1357 nucleotides long. Its product is annotated as epidermal retinol dehydrogenase 2-like. The transcript is spliced from 7 exons. NCBI's taxonomy places the organism in Eukaryota, Metazoa, Chordata, Aves, Passeriformes, Pipridae. Gene Ontology annotation, cellular component: lipid droplet. Bases 68 to 988 code for a protein of 306 amino acids. Gene Ontology annotation, molecular function: oxidoreductase activity, acting on the CH-OH group of donors, NAD or NADP as acceptor. The record is from RefSeq and is a predicted model, not a curated record.
CCGCGGCAGGCGGGCAGUGCGGGGCAGGCAGGAGCCGGCGAAGAGUGGUGCUUGUACCUGAAAAAUCAUGUUAAACUUCAGAUGCAUCCGGAAGUUACUACAGUACCUGAAAUUUUUCUUUUAUUUAUUUAUUGAGAAUCUCAUCUGUAUAUGUCCUCUACGCAAAAAAUCUUUUGCUGGUGAAAUAGUUCUUAUUACUGGUUCUGCAAAUGGGAUUGGAAGGCAGAUUGCCUUAAAAUUUGCUCCUUUGGGAGUGACUUUGGUUCUUUGGGACAUCGAUGACAAAGGUAACAAGGAAACAUGCAGAUUAGCCCAAGAAAAAGGAGCUAACCAGGUGUUUGUCUAUCAUUGUGACUGCAGCAGUAGAGAGGAUAUCUAUGAAAAGGCAGACAAGGUUAGAAAAGAAGUUGGAGAUGUUACUAUUCUAAUCAAUAAUGCUGGCAUACUGAUUGGGAAGAAGUUCUGUGACAUUCCAGAUGCAGAUUUUGAAAAGACCUUCAGAAUCAACUUCUUCUCUCAAGUCUGGACUUGCAAGGCUUUUCUUCCAGCCAUGAUGGCCCGUAACCGUGGGCACCUGGUUAGCACAGCCAGUGCAAGCGGAUUACUGGGACUCUACAGACUGACAGAUUAUGCUGCAAGCAAGUAUGCAAUCAUUGGAAUGAUGGAAGGCAUAAAUUCAGAACUGUAUCAUGCAGGAAAACAUGGCAUUAAAACCACAAUCAUUUGCCCUUAUUUUGUUCACACUAAAUUAAGUAAAGGUUUCCAAAGCGCAAAACCCCUUUUGCUUCCUGUUUAUGAUCCAGAGUAUGUAGCCUGCAAGAUCUUGAAUGCAAUUAAAAAGGAAAAGUUUUAUCUAAUCAUGCCUCCAACUUUACGCUUAUUGGGUUUGAAAACUUUCCUUCCUAGAAAAGCAAUACUAUGCUUUGAAUCAUGCAUCAAGUUCCCUGAGAGCAUGGAUAAAGCCUAUGGUCAGAAGGAAAAGGAUUGAAACAAAAAUAUUCUGAAGACUUCAAGUGCCAUCAAAUUGAAUAUUUUCAGUAAAAAAUAAGUUUAAUUCAUGUUUAUUCUUUGACAGACAAUUUACUUCUUGUAUGAUAUUUGACAUUGGUCAACAUGCAAUUUAAUUCUUCAUUACUGUCUUUUAUGUCUUUGUGUUUGGUAAUUUUCCGAGUAACCUUUGAAAAAUCACUGAAAUUUAAAAUUACAUAGGUAUUAUGUUAAGUUACUAAGCAACAACUUGGCAUGGACUGUAUUGUCUUCAGACUGAAAUUUCAAUGACAUAGCCUGAAAUGACUGAUUUUUAGUCACAACCCAGUCUCAUUUUAUGAUGGCAUGCUGCUUUUAUCUGAGGUCUCAA